Molecule: messenger RNA, 2421 nt
Organism: Linum tenue
Lineage: Eukaryota; Viridiplantae; Streptophyta; Magnoliopsida; Malpighiales; Linaceae
Source: the annotation of a GenBank genome assembly
CUUUUCCUGUAGCUUUGCUACUAGCAAACUGAGCCGAAACCUUAUUUUCCGACUUCCUUCCGGUGUCGCUAAGGAGUAAGAGGACUGAUCUCUCUGUUUUCUCCCAAAAAUGUCUAUGCCUAGCACGUGCUCGAUGAAAUGCCCCUGAGAAAGCAUUCCACGCCGGCGACCGUCGAUUUUCCUACCGAACCCACAUCUCUGACCUUACACUGGAGCCUAGUCACUCUAUUCAUCCAUGAAUUCCUUCACAAUCCCUGCUAUUCGCUCUCUCCCCACCGCCGCGCUCCCUUCUUCCUUCACCACUCGGGACUUUAGGGCAGGAAAUUGUCAGCCAUGAUAAGAGAAGGUGGUGGCUCCGAGAACUGAUCAAGCAGCUGCGCGAAGUGGGGGUUCGAUCUUGGUAUUGAUGGCGUCCAUGAACUUCUCCAUAUCAGCAGCUCGAACCCAGCUCGGAUGGGAUCACAUUAGAAAUUGAUCAUCGGAUUGAUGUGGCCAUGACCCGGAUAUGGCAGAGCGACAAUGUGGCAUGAACUUCGUGUUUCUUCCAUGAUUGCUGGAAGAGCCAAAGAUACUGAUUCAACUGCACAACAGGCACAUGUCCUAAUUCAGGUCAUUUCAAUAAUCUCUCCACCAAGGGAAGAAAGUUCGUGUGUGUGACCUAACAAAUGCACGUAUUUGUAAGCAGCAGAAACUCCUCCUCCCCCAUCACCCUCCGCUGCCUCCGUUAUCAUUAUUGGUGCUGGAUUAUCAGGAAUGGUAGCAGCAAAGAAACUGAGUGACGCAGGUAUCAGGGAGUUGCUGAUCCUUGAAGCCACCCCGAAGAUCGGCGGCAGGCUUCACAAGACUACAUUUGGUGGGUAUGCGAUGGAGAUGGGCGCGGCCUGGUUCUCCGAAGGAGGGCCUCAGCAGAGCCCCUUGGUCGACAUUGCCAAAUCCAUCAAGCUCCGUACUCAUACCACCGAGUUUUGGAACAUUUCGUCCAACACCUACAAACAAGAGGGCGGAUUGUACCCGAAAUCAGAAGUCGAAGAAGCAUUCGCAGCAGGCAAGGCCAGGGAACGGUUAUGCGCGAACCUCUCUGCUGUACUGAAUGCUGUCCCGGAACAUGACCAUGAUAUCUCUGUUCUUGGGGCGUACCACCUUCAUAAAAAGGCGCCGAAGACGGCGCUGGAGAUGGUGAUCGACUACUUUCAGAACGAUUACGAGGACGCUGACUCCCCGAGUGUGACGAGCCUGAAGCACACCCUCCCUCGCCACGAAUUCCUCGACUUCGGCGGCGAAACUUACUUCGUCGCCGACCCAAGAGGGUUUCACAGCAUUGUCCAUUACAUUGCUAAGCAGUUCUUGUCCCACUCCCACCACUAUGACGAUGAAAUGAUGAAUCAAUUGCAGGUUGUCAGAGAAAUCAACUACUGUGAAAACAGAGUAAGAGUGAAAACAGAGGAUGGUUGUGAGUAUGAAGCUAAGUGUGCAAUAGUGUCUGUCAGCCUUGGAGUUCUGCAGAGCAACUUGAUUAACUUCAUCCCUAACCUACCUAAGUGGAAAAGGCGAGCGGUGAACGGAUUCAACAUGGGGAAUUUCACCAAGAUAUUCCUGAAAUUCCCAACCAAGUUCUGGCCAUCGAACACGGCCGGAUCCGAGUUCUUCCUCUACGCCCACGAAAACAGGGGAUACUACCCGACAUGGCAGAACCUGGAAAACGUGCUGCCAGGGUCCAACAUUUUGCUCGUGACGGUGACCGGAGACGAAUCGAAACGGAUCGACAAGCUCGCCGACGAGACGAUCCGGGAAGAAGCCAUGGUGGCGCUGAGGAAGAUGUUUGGAAAUGGGAUCCCUGACCCUGAACAGAUACUCGUGCCGAGAUGGUUGUCGAAUCGAUUGUUUCGAGGGAGCUACUCGAACUGGCCCGUUGGGUAUAAACAGAGCAACCACAAGCAAUUGAAGGACCCAGUAGGUCCAAUUUUCUUCACUGGGGAGCAUACCAGUACCAAGUAUCUGGGUUUUGCUGAUGGUGCCUAUUGUGCAGGUCUCUGCAAUUUUUUUUUUUUUUUUGUGUCUAUAUAAAUUGUCUGAGUAUUGAAGCACUGUUUUGAGGAUUUAUGAUGACUAUUUACUGAUAUAAGAUACUUGAAAAUCAUGUAGGAGUGGAUACUGGAAAUGAGGUAGCCAAAUGUGUUAGAGAGCAUCAAACCAAGGAGAGAAAGAGUGAGCCCAGUGCCUUGCUCACAAAUAAAUAGAGUUCGCAAUUUUGUAAUCCAAUCCAAUUCAUCCACUUAAAUAUUUAACUGAUUCAAUCCAUUUGAUCUAAAUCAAACUGAUUUGGAUUCAUGGACUGUUGGCAAAUUACGAUUUAGUAUCUAUGUUUUUAUAUUUUACAACUUGAUACCUAAAAUUUAUUUUUUAUACGACAAUAUCAUCGGA